Microtus ochrogaster (prairie vole) is the source of this 1818-nucleotide messenger RNA. RefSeq names its product snail family transcriptional repressor 2 (gene Snai2). The record is from RefSeq and is a predicted model, not a curated record. Gene Ontology annotation, molecular function: RNA polymerase II cis-regulatory region sequence-specific DNA binding; DNA-binding transcription factor activity, RNA polymerase II-specific. Gene Ontology annotation, biological process: regulation of DNA-templated transcription. NCBI's taxonomy places the organism in Eukaryota, Metazoa, Chordata, Mammalia, Rodentia, Cricetidae.
CCUUCCCUCCCACGCCGCGCCCGGCAAGGCCCACAUCUGGAAGCCAAGUCGUCCGCGGUCAGCUCGCGGAAAUGCCUUCCCGCAAUGUUCAAGAACCGAAAUUUUCUCUUUGAAAACAUUUAAUAUAUUUUAGGCCUCCGCUGAAAUGCCUUGAACAGCCCAUUUUGAACCAGAAUAGUUUAGUCUGACAACAGAUUCUUCCUCUGUUCACAGCUGUCCCACAAGGAGGAGCUGAAAUCCGAACCUCUCGGCUGUGAUUGGAUAUUCUAAUAAAAGCCAGGGAGAAAACCCCUCCCAGUCCAGAAGAGCUCAGUCGGGCAGGGAGCCCGGUGACUUCAGAGGCGCCCGCCUGUCCCCCGCCGCACCUGAGCCGCCGCGAUGCUGUAGGACCGCCGCCUGGACCGUUAUCCGCCCGCGCCCGCCCGCCGCCACCAUGCCGCGCUCCUUCCUGGUCAAGAAACAUUUCAACGCCUCCAAGAAGCCCAACUACAGCGAGCUGGACACACACACAGUGAUCAUUUCCCCGUAUCUCUAUGAGAGCUUCCCCAUGCCCGUCAUACCAAAACCAGAGAUCCUCAGCUCAGGAGCAUACAGCCCUAUUACUGUGUGGACAUCGGCAGCUCCAUUCAACUCCCCUCUGCCCAGUGGCCUUUCUCCUCUUGCUGGAUACUCCUCACCCUUGGGGCGAGUAAGCCCCCCGCCUCCAUCUGACACUUCAUCCAAGGACCACAGUGGUUCGGAAAGUCCCAUUAGUGAUGAAGAGGAAAGACUGCAAUCCAAGCUCUCAGACCCCCAUGCCAUUGAAGCUGAGAAGUUUCAGUGCAAUUUAUGCAACAAGACCUAUUCUACUUUCUCUGGGUUGGCCAAACAUAAGCAGCUGCACUGCGAUGCCCAGUCUAGGAAGUCUUUCAGCUGCAAAUACUGUGACAAGGAAUAUGUGAGCCUGGGUGCCCUUAAGAUGCACAUUCGGACCCACACCUUGCCUUGUGUCUGCAAGAUCUGUGGCAAGGCUUUCUCCAGACCCUGGCUGCUUCAAGGACACAUUAGAACUCACACAGGGGAGAAGCCUUUCUCUUGCCCUCACUGCAAUAGAGCUUUUGCAGACAGGUCAAACCUGAGGGCACAUCUGCAGACCCACUCGGAUGUAAAGAAAUACCAGUGCAAAAACUGCUCCAAAACCUUCUCCAGAAUGUCUCUUCUGCACAAACAUGAGGAAUCUGGCUGCUGUGUGGCACACUGAGUGGCGCAACCCGUGUUUACCCGAACAGAAUGCAUUUCUUCACUCCAAUGCCAAAUGACAAGUGAAAGUCCAAAGCCAUUUAUUUUCUCUUGUGCUUACCUACCAAAGAAUAUGUAUAGAUACACAUGAGUUACACACCACACACACACACACACACACACACACACGAAACUACAGAAUAGAAUCUAUCUGCAUAAGAUGAAUCCUUUCUAUGUGAAGUUUGAAAUUAUAUUUACUGACAGCUAAGUGAAAGGCUAACAGACAAGAACCUUUCUCGUUAGAGAUGAAGUGAAAAGCACAUUGCAUCUUUUCUUCCUACGAAAGCGUGCGGAGAUUUAUAUUGCUGCCAAACCAUUUCAACCAAAAGGAACAGUAUUGCUUCGUAAUAGAGUUGUAAUUGUGUUUCCACAAGGAAGAGAGCCUGCCAGAUGCUAUCUCAGGUGCCUUAUAAAGUACUCCAAGUUUACUUCCUUACAUGUCGGAUGUCUGGUUGCCAUUGGUGAAUGAAAGCCUUUUCUGGAUUACCUACAAUGCUUUAAACUGUAUUGUUAUGAGAAAAAAAAAUAUGAGGAGGAAAA